CAUAUUUUACUAUGUUGCUUGCUUUUAAAGGUAAAUUGAAAUAUAAAACAUGGACUCGCUGUUGUCUACAGUAUCUAGUUACAUUACGACGCCUGUUCAAAUUGUUAUAUUAAUUAUCAUGGUAUCGCUGAUCAAGAGAUUCAUUCUGAGCAAAACUAAACCAGCAUAUAUAGAGCCUAAGGUGGAAGAGUUACCACCCAUGAAGAAAAGAGAUUUUACAAUUGAGGAGCUUAGAAAAUAUAAUGGUAAAGACAAUGAAAGAAUAUUAAUUGCUGUUAAUGGCAAAGUUUUUGAUGUAACAGCAGGAAAGAGUUUUUAUGGACCAGAUGGACCGUAUAGUUUGAUCGCCGGCCGUGAUGGAAGCAGAUCUCUUGCUACAUUUUCCAUGCAUGAAUCAGCCAUAAAAGACGAAUAUGAUGAUUUAUCAGACCUUAACUCAAUGCAGAUGGAGUCGGUGUCGGAGUGGGAGAACCAGUUUAAUGAUAAGUACAUCUUGCUUGGUAAGUUGUUAAAACCUGGCGAGAAACACAAUAACUAUCAAGCGGAAGAAUCAGAAGACGAGUUGCAAACGGAAGCAGGAAAGAAAUUUGAUUGAUUGCUGUGCUUGCAAGUAAUCCCUUAAAACCCUAUGUAACCGCUACCAUUGCUGAAGUUGUUCGCAUCAAUUUAUGUUGCAGUUCUUUUUGUUUGGAGUCUUGUUCGUAGUUGAUGAGGAGACUAGAAACUAAUUGGUGAUUACUGUAGGAAGGACAAUUUUCUUUAAACACGAUAUUUGAGUAGACCAUCUAAAGCGCGACUUUUAUUUUAAGCUUGGCUUUUAAUUCGUAUUCUCUGGGUGUCUAACCGUUGGAAACUAAGUUUGUUUUUACUCCAACAGAGGAAAGGAAACUUCUCCAAAGAAGCAAAAACGAACUUAGUACCCGGUCGUCGAUUUUAUUGCACUUGUUCCAUCACAAUCUAGUUUGGUGUAUAAAAAUAACCGUGCUAAAAGAGGGGGUGGCAAAUUUUUGUUUUGUUCAGAUGAAUUAUGCAUAAGGUGUUAAAAUAUGUAAAAAAAAACUGCCUUUUGAAUAAGAUUUUUAAAAUACAAUAAAAAUUAUUAAGAGGACAGCAAAAGAGAAUAUAGAUGUUCUUCGUUAAAAGGGCGGAAACAUAAUACUUGUGUGGACUGUGCAGUAAUUUGGAUAAGUGAGGCACUCCAGACAUGUCUUUAGGCUUCUUGUUUAAAGUUUAUGUCGAGCAAAGUCGCGUGUUUCUUUCCCAAAGCGAAUAUUCAAAAGAAUAGGCGUAUAUUGAGUAUCGUGGAACUAGAACUUUUUCUUGUUUGUACGUAGGCGCUGCAUAUCGCUAAAUGCAGUUGUAAUUAUAUUCUUUUCUUUUGUAAAAUUUAAGCAAAUGUGAAUUAUAUGCAUAGAUCAUCAAUACAUCUGAUGCCGGAUUUUUACAUUAAAAAAAAUUGCGAUUUCUUUCGCGAGUGCAGAUAUACAGUGAAAUUUGCAAUGAAUAAAUCUCUUGUUUAUCUCAAAUUUAUUGUUAUUUUUGGUUGAAUGAAAAAACAACACAAAGAUAUCCUUUUGAAUACAAAUUUUUAAAACGUGGAAAUUCGCAGAACUAAAUCUUACGGUGACGGAGAUUUCUUGUGUUACGGAGAAAAAACGAAACUGUGCAAGAUUUUCAGUUGUUAGAGUAUCGUUGCCAAACACUUUUAAAAAUUUUUUUGACGGAUUUUUAGUUUUGUAGUUUCAUGGAUUUCAUCAGAAACCGUGUUUUUAAAGCGAAGUUACAUUAAAUCGACCUGUUUAAACUUGAAAGCGUACUGUUUAGUGAACGUGAUGGGUCAUCUUAUUGUGCCUGUUUCUUAUUUAGUUGUCAUACUUUGUGGUUUAUUAAUAAUUGACUGUACAUUAUUUUGUGAGUCAAGUUUGUAGAAUUUUUCACAAAGUUGAUAUGUUUUUACAGUGGAAGGAAUUAUGCAAAUUAUGGAAAAGAAGAUGCAUAAAUGUGUAUAUUUUUUCCGCCAUUUUUAGUUGAAUGAAAUUUUCCAGAAUCAAUUUUA
This is a messenger RNA of Hydractinia symbiolongicarpus, 2056 nucleotides long. RefSeq names its product membrane-associated progesterone receptor component 2-like. The coding region runs from base 50 to 595 and encodes 181 amino acids. The record is from RefSeq and is a predicted model, not a curated record. The transcript has 3 exons. Gene Ontology annotation, cellular component: endomembrane system; membrane. Lineage: Eukaryota; Metazoa; Cnidaria; Hydrozoa; Anthoathecata; Hydractiniidae.